AUGCCUUUCGGGAGCACCGACGAGCAACCGGUUAGCAGGGUAAUCGCCCUUGCCAAGGCCAAUCAGCUCGAAAAGAUCGAAGUAAACGGGGACAAGUUGACCGUUUACCGCACCGGCGGCGAGACAUUCGAUAGCAAGCUGGAAAAGGGCGAUAGCAUCACCUCGCUGCUGUUGGAGAGCGGGGUGGAGAUCGGAGAGCCCGGCGUUGAAAUUUACUCGAAGGGCUCCAGUGGGCUUUCAAGUUUAUUCGGCCUGCUGCUCAAUUUCCUGCCCCUGAUUUUCUUCGGCGGCCUGAUCCUGUUUAUGAUGCGCCAGGCCCAGGGCAGUAACAACCAGACCCUCAGCUUCGGUCGAAGCCGGGCACGUAUGAUGCCCUUCAACCGACCCACGGUAACCUUUGCCGACGUGGCCGGGGUAGAGGAAGCCAAGGUAGAGUUGCAGGAAAUCGUUGAAUUUCUGAAGUACCCGGAGCGCUUUCUGGCUCUCGGUGCCCGCAUUCCCAAGGGAGUCCUGCUGGUGGGACCUCCCGGCACAGGCAAGACGCUUCUGGCCCGCGCCGUCGCAGGCGAGGCGGGGGUGCCUUUCUUCCACAUCAGCGGCUCCGAGUUCGUUGAGAUGUUCGUGGGCGUCGGUGCCGCCCGCGUUCGCGACCUGUUCGAGCAGGCCAAGCGCAACGCCCCCUGCAUCGUGUUCGUCGAUGAAAUUGACGCAGUCGGUCGCCACCGCGGCGCAGGCUUGGGCGGCGGCCACGACGAGCGGGAGCAGACGCUCAACCAGAUCCUGGUGGAGAUGGACGGUUUCGAGACCAACACCAACAUCAUUGUCGUUGCGGCCACCAACCGCCCCGACAUCCUCGACCCUGCCCUGCUGCGCCCAGGACGCUUCGACCGGCGGGUGACCCUGGAUCUGCCCGACCUCCAGGGUCGAAAGGCCAUCCUGAGGGUGCACGCCGCCGGCAAGCCCCUCGCACCUGAGGUCACGUUGGAAACCGUGGCCAAGGAGACCCCGGGCUUCAGCGGCGCCGACUUGUCCAACCUCGUCAACGAAGCCGCAAUCCUGGCGGCACGAGGGAACAAGAAGUCCAUUUUCAUGUCCGAGUUCGAAGAGGCGGUAGACCGCAUCAUCGCCGGCCCCGAGCGCAAGAGUCGCCUCAUCAGCCGUCGCGAAAAGGAAAUGACUGCCUACCACGAGGCGGGUCACGCCCUUGUGGCAUGGGCUCUGCCUCACGCCGACCGGGUGCACAAGAUCUCCAUCGUGUCCCGCGGUUCUAUGGGAGGGCACACCUCCCUCUUGCCAGAUGAGGACCGCUAUCUCUGGACCAAGAACCAGUUCAGCGACAUGAUGGCCGUAACCAUGGGUGGCCGCGCCGCCGAGGAGCAGAUCUUCGACGAGGUUACCACCGGGGCCAGCAACGACAUCGAACGCGCCACGAAAAUAGCUCUGGGCAUGAUAAAGCGGUAUGGAAUGAGCAAGUCCCUGGGCCCUCGCACCUUCGGAAAGCGCGAGGAGAUGAUAUUCCUCGGCAGGGAAAUCAGCGAGGAGCGGGAUUACGGCGACAAAGUUGCGGAGCAAAUUGACGAAGAAGUCAAAAUGCUCAUUAACCUGGCAUACACCAAUGCUAAUGAUCUCCUGAUUACACACAAGCCGAAGUUGGUGACGCUGGCCGAGUACCUCAUCGAACACGAGACGGUAUCGGGCGAGGCCCUGAACCACCUGUUCAACGAUGAACCAGGAAGCGAGCCUGAAGGCGUUCCCGCGGUGCCCCCGGAACCGCAGCCCUAUCCGUCGCCUCGCCCCCAACCGACAAUUCAGCCUCGACCCGCACCCACCCUGCCGUCAACCAGCGGCCAGGACGGCCCAACCGAGGAGUUGCUGCGCUAG
This is a messenger RNA of Geodia barretti, 1881 nucleotides long. The record is from the annotation of a GenBank genome assembly. Lineage: Eukaryota; Metazoa; Porifera; Demospongiae; Tetractinellida; Geodiidae.